Molecule: messenger RNA, 2286 nt
Organism: Pseudogymnoascus destructans
Lineage: Eukaryota; Fungi; Ascomycota; Leotiomycetes; Thelebolales; Thelebolaceae
Gene: MVP1
Product: Sorting nexin mvp1
Exons: 5
Coding region: 1-2286 (761 amino acids)
Biological process (GO): protein targeting to vacuole; retrograde transport, endosome to Golgi
Cellular component (GO): endosome
Molecular function (GO): phosphatidylinositol-3-phosphate binding
Source: RefSeq, a predicted model, not a curated record
AUGGGAGGAAGCCAAGCAGCUCGAGAACCAACCUCGUCAACUGGCCCAUUGAGCCCAGGACACUCACGAAUCUCAAAACUCAACGGCGGUAGCUGGGCAUAUACGGCUCUCAGAAUGUCGCUGUUUGGAACCUCCCCAGACGAGUCUGGAGCGGCGUCGACUCUAGCAAAAUCCCGGCAGACGCUCUUCGACGACCCCAGUCCUGCCAAUGGCUCGCAGUCCUCGCUGUUCGCAGACGAUGAUAGCACACCUGGCGGGUCUCCAUGGGGAAUGCCAACGCCAAAGAAAGCUUCCAAGGGCGAGGUGAUCAGCACGCUGCUGUCGGGGGGUGAUGCCCCGGAUAGCUAUGUUGACGUCUUCGAGGCCGUGCAGUCUACGGAGUUUGGGCAGAGCGGCACCGUGGAUGUGGCGGGGAUGACGAGAGUCAUGAAUGCCGCAAAGCUGGGGGCUGAUCAACAGACGAGAGUUAUGAAUACCAUUGCUCCAGCGGGCAGCACGCUGCGGCGAAGCGAGUUCAACGUCUUCCUAGCACUGGUUGGCUUGGCGCAGGAAGGGGACGACGUUACACUCGAUGGCGUUGAUGAGAGGCGCAAGAAACUUCCGCAACCCGAUUUGCACAAUCUCUCCACAGCACCUGAAGGUCUACCUGACACUUCCGAGCUAGCGUCUAAGCCGCCUCAGCGCCCUGCCACUCCUCCUACCAAAUACAUUCCUACUCCGAAAUCACGGGAGACAAGACCGCGAAGAGAAUCUCUCAUUGAGGACGAUCCAUGGGGAAGUCCUGCGCUACACAAGGGGCACAAUCAUGGGGUUCCUCAGCCCGCACCUGCUCCCCGCAAUGUCGAGAGCACUGCGACACGAACAAACGGAUCAUUCGAACCAUCUGAGAGAACUACUAGCAAUUUUACAACGGAAUCUGUUAUUGAAUCCACCAAUGGAAGCAGGGAGUCAGCACGAGAAUCACGCCCAACCCCAAAUAGUCUUUGGUAUUCAUACGACGGCAAUUCGCCUAAUUCAUACAGCAGUGGCCUGCCUACUGGUUUAGAACGAAAUGCCUUCGCCGGCGGCUUGGGGGAUGAUCCUCACCGACCACCGGUUAGCCAAAACCGGGCAAUUGGUAGCGGUGGUCUUACUGGGAAUGGGGUCGAGGAGAAUAUCCUGGUCACGCUUCUGCCUGAGAAAGAAGGGGUAUUCAUGUUCCAGCAUCAUAACUACCAGGUCCACAGCACACGGAGAGGCAGCAAAGUUGUCCGUCGAUACAGCGAUUUCGUGUGGCUGCUUGACUGCCUACACAAGCGGUAUCCGUUCAGACGGUUGCCAUUAUUACCACCCAAGAGGGUUGGUGUUAACGGGAGUUAUUUAGCAGCAGAUAGUGCGUUCAUCGAAAAGCGAAGACGGGGGUUGGUGCGGUUUGUGAAUGCUCUUGUCCGACAUCCCGUACUUAAUCAGGAGCAGCUGGUCGUUAUGUUCCUGACGGUGCCAACUGAGCUCGCGGUUUGGCGGAAGCAGGCCACUAUUUCGGUCCAAGAAGAGUUCACAGGCAAAGCGUUACUUCCCGGGCUUGAAGAUUCCCUGCCACCUACCUUGAACGAACUCUUCGAAACUACAAGGUCUGGGGUACGCAAGUCUGCAGAGGUCUACAUCAAUCUCUGCACUCUUAUGGAUCGCCUUGCGAAACGCAACGAGGGACUUGCCGCUGAUCACGGGCGACUUUCGACUUCUCUCAUGUCUUUGACCGACGCGUCUCAUGCAACAUAUGCCAUAGACACAAACGACGUCCCGCUUCUCAAUGAAGGACUCCUGACGACCGCGAAGCACGUCACAGAUAGCCAAUCCCUGCUCCAGGACGAGGCGCGGGCCUGGGAUGAGGGCGUGCUGGAGGAUCUCAAGAAGCAGAGAGAUGCGCUUGUUACCAUGCGGGAGAUGUUCGAUCGUCGCGAACGCUACGACAAGGACAACAUCCCGCAGUUAGAGAAGCGGAUCAAGAGCAAUGAAGAUAAGCUAGCGAACCUACGAUCAAGACCAGAAGGCGUGAAGCCGGGAGACGUGGAGAGGGCUACGGAAAGUAUCCUCAAGGACAAGGAGUCGAUUGUUGCGCAGCAUGCGCGCGGCGUAUUCGUCAAGGAGUGCCUGCGUGACGAAUUGACGUACUUCCAGGACUCGCAGUACCAGGUCAGCCGGUGGAACCAGGACUGGGCGCAGGAGCGGGUGAAAUACUCGGAGCUGCAGGCGGAUAACUGGAGGCAGCUCAAUGACCAGUUGGAGAGCAUGCCGAUAGGUGGGUGA